This is a messenger RNA of Anneissia japonica, 3558 nucleotides long. RefSeq lists its product as uncharacterized. The transcript has 5 exons. The record is from RefSeq and is a predicted model, not a curated record. Bases 161 to 862 code for a protein of 233 amino acids. NCBI's taxonomy places the organism in Eukaryota, Metazoa, Echinodermata, Crinoidea, Comatulida, Comatulidae.
UCACCCAUCCAGAGAGCGCCGAAGGCUUGGGGGCUUAGAUAUUAAAAGGUUACCACACCGUAAUUAAUUUAUCAAUCGCAACUCACGGAGCCAGAGGGAGGAUACGGAGUUUCAACCACUGUUUCUUUAAGUAAUUUUUAGUAUAUUAGAAUCCAAAACCAUGCAUAAAUCUUACCAGUCUAUUCUUCCCUGCCAGAGUAGAAUUUUACAAAAGAGAUGGGAUCAGAAAUACUAUGAAGAACACCGGCAGAAGGUGAGACAAGCGAAGUCCAUGGUAGAUACAUCAGCACCAACAACAUAUGUCCAUCUUCACCUUAAACUUAAAAAGCUACAGCUUGAAGAAGAGCGCCUAGCAACAAUAGAACGUGACAACCGCAUCCUACUUGAAAAGAUGUCCUUAAUUAUGCGUACGAAAGGUCGUGUUGACAACUGGAAUGACUAUGAAUAUAAAAGUUUAAACAAGGAAAAAAGACAGCGUGAAUUAUUAAGAGUGACUAGGGAGAACCAGGAAAUCUUGAGACGUAUUUUAGCACGAGAACCGGAAUACAACCACCUGAAGUGGGAGCAAGAAUGGGAUGAAAACGAAGCCUUCAUGGACAGCAUUUCCAGAUAUCCCAGAGACUGGUGGGAGCUUGAACAAAAAGAAAAGGAGCUACAAAGACUAAAAACGGCAGACAAUUCAAAGAGAAGUAGGCCUUCAUCUAAGAAAUCUGUGAAAGAAGGUAAUACGCAACAAGCAACCAAAAAAGAAAAGAAAAACACGAAAGAAGAGAAAGAAAUGAAGGAAGAAGGGACGGAAGAGGAAGAGCCGAAAGAAGACGAAGAAGCGAAAGAGGAGGAAAAACAAGCAGAAGCAGAAUAAGAAAUGAAACGUGUACUCAUUAUUUUGACAUCGUAAGCUCUAAAUCCCUGUGAUUGGCUGUGCAGUGCAAUGUAAUAAGCCACAAUUUCUAGAUGUCCAUUUUAGUGGUGACACUAAAUAGUGUGACCAACACAUAAUCACUUGACUGUUUGUUUAUUAAAACAUUUUAAUUUUGUUUUGUAGAUAAUAUUUAAUGGUUUGAUGUACUUUAUAACUUUUAACUACUUUAAUUUUUAUCUGUAUUAUUAAAAAUAAUAAUAAUUUGUUUAGCGGUUGUCCUCUGGAGAAUAUCUGGUCAACAUAGCAUUCAGAUCCCUUAUGUUAUCUUUAUCCUUGGUAACCUUUGUACAAUAACAUUAUUGAUCUUACAAUAUUUUUUUUACAAAAAGUUAUAUUUAUGGUGUUAAAAAGUGCUUCGCAGAUCUAAUAUGUUCAAAAUUACAAGUGUUCCCACCGACUAUGUAGUGUUAGAGUAAGUCUAAUAUGAUGCAGCAAAUGUAGCUGCUGUAAUUUUUUAUAUCAGUAAAAAAAAAAUGUAAAAAAGGAAAGAUUCAUAUACUUUUUUAAGAUAAAAUUUACUAAGACAGUUUGUAGAAUAUAAAGUAUAGAAGAAAAUUUAAUUGUAAAUAACUAUUUUAAAAACUUUAUAUUUAUAUAUAUUUUGGCACAUACAUGUGGUGAGGCAAUGAAGCACUUAGGUCAUUGUUCCCCCUAAUAACUCUUCCGCUAACCCACUCUUCUCUUGAUAGCUCUAUUCCAUCCUUAGCUGGAACUUUGGGGUGCAAGGGUGGUGUGGUUCUUCCAGUGACACAGGUCACUGUUCCUCUUCCACACAAGAUUAAAUUUCCCUUCCAUCUCCUCUCCAAACCCCUAGUGCACACCCCCCACCUGUACACACACACAGAAUAUUACUUCCAUGACCACCCUCUUCUGGUACCCUUGGCACACAAGAAUGGGUGUUUUUUGAUAAAGUAUAAAUUUAGUGGGUUAUAGUAACUACUGUACUGUAGUUUUGCACAAAUCUUUGCAUGUUAAUGCCAGAAUUGUUUCCCCCCUCCCACCUCCCUGUUAAACCCUUAUGCACUAUAAAACGUAGCCAUUUUUUUUUUCUAUAUGCAUUCCAAUUUUGAAGAUGGCAAUUUAUAAAAGAAAUAUGAAUAAGCAAUUUGUGAUUUUGUUUGUCAACCUGUAAAAUAACCUUUAGCUGUCUUAGAUUCCCUCUUUUUCAAACAUACACUUUGAUUUUAACAAUAUUUAUUUUGAAAACGCUACAUGUUUAAUAGCUUGAACUAGAUGUUUAGCACAUUUAAAAAAAUCCCAUCUGUGCGCAGACUAAACAACUAGCAAUUACUUGGCAAUUUCAUUGUUUGUUUUCGUUAAGGAUACAAUUGUAUUGUUUUUUUCUUGUUCAACUAGAUGACUGUGUCAAAGUGCUUCAAAUUGUAUAAAAUGCAAUAUAGUGCAGUAGCACUGCUGUAUCUUUUAUCCGGAAAUCUACAUACAGUACAUAAUCACUAUACACUGUAUCUACAUAAUAAUCUCAUGUCCACAGAAUAUGUAUGAGCUCUGUUGAGCAAAUAUUGAGAUUAUUGAUGCAAGAGUAAUAAUCUAGCUACUAUAUAUAAUGGCGAAUAUCCCCCAUUUAUCAUAAUAUUAAUUAGAUUUUUUUUAUUAUUGUAGCCUAACUAACCUGUACUUUUAGCAGGGCCAGUGUAAUGGAUAAAUGGACAUGAUGAUGUCAUGAAAUACAGCUUAAGUUCUGACCUGUGAUUGGUUAUUAUGCAUUUCACUUACAAACCAACCAAACUAUAAUUAGAUCUACUAUUAAGUUUUAGGCUGCACUGCCCAAUUAGCAAAGUUUAUUGGAAGGUGAAUGGCAAUUACUAAUUUUGGUAAGAGUAGAUUAUAAUCUUGUAACAGAAAUGCCAAUUUUAAACAAUCUGUUAUGAUGUGAUGGUGUAAUGUUUUUUAAGGAACAUAUUAAUCAUGUUGGGGAAUAAAAAAACAAGUGAAUUGUAAAUGUUUUUCUUUAAAUUGUAAUGCAUGUCAUUAGGCUAACAUCUUUAUAGAAAGAUUAUCUUUACACAAUUGUAUCUUGGUGGUGAAAUCACAUAAGAACACUGGUAUCACAAUAAUAUAAUCAUAUAAAUCUAAUAAUCUAUAAAAAAAAAAAAAAAAUAAUGCUAGUAUUGUUACUGCAUAAAUUAAGGUUGAAUUUUGACGUUACUAAAACAUUAUCAAACUUAAUUUUCUACUGAAGAGAGUCAAACUCAAAGUUCUAAUUUUAUCCAUGUGGAAUAUUUCUUAAGGUAAAAGAGCUUUUAAAUACAGAUCAACCAAAUUGUGGAAUUCUCUCCCCAAUCAUAUUAAAACGGACCUUAAAAAUAUUUCAACAUCUACCUUCAAAAACUUUAUUUUAAUGCUAUUUAAUUACAAACUUAAUAUUUUUUUUUACCUUUAAAUUGAUAAACUUUUAAAUUGUGUAUUCUUUCUUUGUGUUGUAAUUUCAUUAUUUAAGUUUAUAUGUAGGCCUAUCAUUUGAUGUUAUAUCUAAUUUGAUUUUUAACUGAACCACUUUGGAAAUCAGUAUAUUUGUAUUGAAAGUGCAUUUCAGGAUUAAUUAAAGAAUAAAUAAAUUACUGUGAAUGUUACAAAGCAAUUCUCGAAUAAACUGGUAUUGGUAUAGGCAUUUAUAA